AUGGCCGCUAUCACAACAUUGAUAGGAGACGCAGAAUAUUUGAAAGUUGCCAAAGUUAUGAAAUUGAAGAUACCCUACCCAGCAGCAAACCUGUAUGAAGCAAUGUAUCUUUAUGCACUGGCAAUGAACACGACAUUAGACCAUGGAGGCAACAUCUCUGAUGGACAGACUCUAACGGAUGCACUGUGGAACAAAACUUUUUCAACUGUUACAGGUGACGUCUCAUUAAACGCUAAUGGCGACCGGCAGCAGAGCUACAAAGUCGAACAAAUCGUUAGCGGGACUAAUUUCAGUCUAAAGCAAAUUGGUCAGUACCGGUCUGAGGUUGGUUACUAUGAGGAAGAAAGUAGUGUGUCUCCUAUUUGGCCAGGACAAAGACUGGACGCACCUGCGGACAGCCCGGCGUGUGGUUACAGUGGCGAGUUCUGUAAAGGUGUGACGGAAGCGGACAUAAUCCGUAUUUUAAUUUUUUCAUUUGUCUGCGUUGUUUUGGUGGUUCUGCUUAGCUUCCUCAUUCAGCAACUCUAUGUGGGAAAAAUGAGGAAUAAAUUGAAGGAACAAUUUUGGAGGAUCCAUAAAGAAGAUAUAACGUUCAAUGCCACAUCACACUUCACGUUCUCCACGUUAUCGAUCCGAGGGAACAACGACAUUGCGGUCAGCAGACGAAGAGCCAAAACCGGCGAGUAUAAGGGAUCCACGGUGAUGAUUAAAACCUACGAUAACGUCAUACCAGAUAUCAGGAUGGAUGUAAAAGAAUUCCAAAAGUUACGGGAGCUGGAUCACAGGAACGUGGUGAAGGUAUUCGGCUUCUGUAUUGACACCGCUCAUCUCUAUAUCCUCACAGAGUUUGCAUCAAAAGGAAGCUUAAUGGAUAUCCUUGAAAAUGAAGAUAUUCAUUUGGACUGGGAUUUCAAAUAUUGCUUGUUAUUGGACAUUUUAAGGGGACUAGAAUAUAUUUUCCAUGGUGGAAUAAAAUAUCACGGGAACUUAAAGAGCUCUAACUGUGUUGUUGAUGGUCGAUUUGUCCUCAAGCUUGCUGAUAUAGGACCACGGCGUUGGAUCAACUCAAAGGAAAGAUGUGCUAGAGAUUUGCUGUGGACCUCUCCAGAAAUACUGAAGUGUCCAAGAUCACCUAGUGCUUCAAUGGGUCAAGCUGGGGACGUGUAUUCUCUUGGUAUUAUGAUGCACGAAAUCAUACAGCGUAACGGACCGUUCAGUAUUGAGUCAGGUGGAAUCACGCCAGAAAAGAUUAUAGAGUCUGUGGUCAACCAGUCCGCUAAACCAUUCCGUCCAGUGUUUGAGGUCAACUCGUGUCCCGCAGAACUUAUGAAUGUGAUCAAAUCGUGUUGGUUAGAUGUACCCACGGAUCGAACAUUGCUCAAGGAUAUCGUCAAAGGAGUAAAUGACAUUACUCAAAAUAAAUUUAAGCAAGAUAACUUUUUCGAUAACCUACUCAAGAGGAUGGAGCAGUACGCAAACAAUUUAGAAGAGAUCGUUGGACAGCGAACUGAUCAAUAUCUACACGAGAAACGGAAAGCCGAAAAUCUUCUCUACCAGCUGCUGCCAAAGUCCAUAGCAAUUCAAAUCCAGUCAACGGGUUCGGUGGAGCCGGAGUGGUUCCAAUCUGUGACCAUCAUGUUCUCGGACAUUGUCCAUUUCACCUCCUUGUCCGCAGAAUCCUCUCCAAUGGAGAUAGUACAAAUGUUGAACGAAUUGUACUCUGCAUUCGAUGACACCAUUGACGAGUUCGACGUUUAUAAGGUGGAGACGAUAGGAGACGCCUACAUGUGUGUGUCCGGACUACCACAACGAAAUACUUACCAUUUCAAGGAAAUGGCCAAGUUGUCUGUGUCUAUAUUGACGCUGUCCGACUCCUUUGUGAUCAAACACCGCCCUGAUACCGGCCUUAAACUCAGAGUAGGAAUGCAUUCAGGGUCAUGUGUUGCUGGCGUGAUAGGUCAGAAAAUGCCUCGAUAUUGUUUAUUUGGAGACACGGUGAACACCGCCUCUAGGAUGGAGAGUACAAGUGAAGCUUGCUCAAUACAAGUCAGCGAUGUUACAGCAAAGAUGCUGUUGGAUGAUCCCUCCAUGCUGCUUACUCGACGUGGAGAAGUGGAAGUCAAGGGCAAAGGACAAAUGACUACGUACUUUUUGGACUGGAAAAACAUGGAAAAAACAAAACCCUCAUCAUUCAUUACUAAAUGCUGAAGAAGCUGACCACCUGAAGUGGAACUUUUAACCAAGAGUACUACCUUAUGUAUAAAAAUUAUAUUGUUUCCAUCUGUUAAACCGACUGUGGGAGGGAGGAUAGCUUUGGGGCUGAAGAUGUUCACUAUUUCUGUUGCUAUGCCAUUCCGAGCUCUAUUUCUGUUUGGGCUAUAACAUUUAAACGGCUGAAAAAGCAAAGUUCUAGCUCUAAAUCAGGACUUAAAUGUCAAAUAUUUGGUUUACCUUUUCACCCCAUAACCUUUGAACGCCUAUGUCUAUUUUUCAUAAAAUAUCACUUGUCCAACAACUAUAGCAUUCCAUAUACCUACCUGUGUCUGAAAGUUCAUAUUAAUGACAGGAAAUCACCGUGGUGUUUGACUGGGAACGACAGAAAAUCACUGGAAUAUUUGUCGGGGCCCGACGGAAAAUCAUUGGAAUGUUAUCUGGGAACGACAGAAAAUUACUGUAUUGAUUGUCCAGGAACAACAGAAAAUCACUGCAGUGUUUGCCCGGAAACAACAGAAAAUUACCGAAGUGUUUGUCCGGAAAUAAUAGAAAAUCACUGCAGUGUUUGUCCGGAAACAACAGAAACUCAUUGUAGUGUUUUGUCUGGGAACUGCAGUUAACACUGCAUUGUUUGUGCGCGAACAUCAAAAAAUCACUGUAGUGUUUGUCCGGGAACGGCAGAGAAUCAUUGCAGUAUUUGUCCGGGAACGGCAGAGACUCACUGCAUUAUUUGUCUGGGUUAGGCAGAAAAUCACCGGAAUAUCUGUCCGGGACCAAUACAAAAAACUAACAGAAAUUGAUACGUAUUACUAUUAAUUUUAUUUAAUCAUGACACACGUUGGUUUCUCUAGUGUCUGAAAAUGUUUAGAGCGAUUUGACGUUCAAAUGUGCCUUGUUACUUUAUUGCAUAGCGUUUCCCCCGUAACUAACACAUAUCAUAUCUGUGGAUAUUAAGUCCCAUUUUCGUAUAUUUUUGUAUGAGAUUUUUCAUUUGUAAGACGUUACUUUUAUGUUGUCUGGUGCUAUAUAUAAAUAAAUACA
This is a messenger RNA of Mizuhopecten yessoensis (Yesso scallop), 3255 nucleotides long. Its product is annotated as atrial natriuretic peptide receptor 1-like. Lineage: Eukaryota; Metazoa; Mollusca; Bivalvia; Pectinida; Pectinidae. Gene Ontology annotation, molecular function: peptide receptor activity; protein kinase activity; ATP binding. Gene Ontology annotation, biological process: cGMP biosynthetic process; intracellular signal transduction; receptor guanylyl cyclase signaling pathway. The transcript has 20 exons. Gene Ontology annotation, cellular component: membrane. The record is from RefSeq and is a predicted model, not a curated record. Bases 1 to 2208 code for a protein of 735 amino acids.